UCUCUCUCUUUCUCUCUCGGAUACAAGAUGCCAAUUUCAGAGUUAUCUUCUGGUAAUAAUACUAAGAAGUUAGUUGUUAAGAAGCUUUUCGCUAGACAGCAACACGAAGGGUUUGGUGCGGUUGUAAGAAGAAGCAUCGGAAGGUUUGAGUUUAGGUACUUGGACCCAUUUCUUGUUUUGGAUGAAUUCUCAGUUUCAGCUCCUGCAGGGUUCCCAGAUCAUCCACACAGAGGAUUUGAGACAGUCACUUACAUGUUAGAGGGAGAGAUUUUGCAUGAAGACUGUGAAGGACACAAAGGAGUAAUAAGAGAAGGAGGAUUACAAUGGAUGACUGCAGGAAAAGGCAUUGUUCACUCUGAAAUGCCUUGUUCUAAUUCCAAUGGCGUUACUCACAACAAGGGUUUGCAACUUUGGAUCAAUCUCUCUUCUAAACAUAAGCUAGUGGAGCCGAGUUAUCAAGAGAUAGAGAGUAAAGAUAUAGCAGAAACAGAGAAAGAUGGUGUGAGAGUUAGAGUCAUAGCAGGAGAAUGGAAUGGAGUUAAGUCAAAGAUUUGCACAAGAACACCAACAAUGUAUUUAGACUUUACUCUCUCACCGGGUUCUAGAAUCUCUCAGCCCAUUCCAGUCCAUUGGAACGCGUUUGUAUAUGUUCUUCAAGGCCAUGGCCACUUUGGGGAUUCCAAGAUACAACACUCAGCCGCUUCCGCCCACCACUUGCUGGUUCUAGGCCUAGGUGGUGACUGUUUGGAGGCUUGGAACGGUUCUGAUCCCGGUAUGCCACUUCGGUUUAUCCUUGUGGCUGGUGAGCCUAUAGGUGAACCAAUGGUUCAGUUUGGUCCUUUUGUUAUGAACACACAAGAAGAGAUUGAUCGGACCAUUGAUGAUUUUGAGAAUUUUAGAAAUGGUUUUGAAAACGCUAGACAUUGGAAGUCUCAAGCUGCUUCUGCCUUGGGAUUGUUUUGAAAUCAUUUUGCCUCUAUAUUUGUUUUAAUACUUCGCCAGUGUUAUUGUUUAUCUUUUUUCCAUAUUCAUUUUUUUUUUUAACUAUUCCUGUUAAUCUUUCCACAUCUAUCAAAGAAAAGUUGAACCA
Capsella rubella is the source of this 1090-nucleotide messenger RNA. RefSeq names its product pirin-like protein At1g50590. Bases 28 to 963 code for a protein of 311 amino acids. Lineage: Eukaryota; Viridiplantae; Streptophyta; Magnoliopsida; Brassicales; Brassicaceae. The transcript has 6 exons. The record is from RefSeq and is a predicted model, not a curated record.